Molecule: messenger RNA, 3051 nt
Organism: Baudoinia panamericana UAMH 10762
Lineage: Eukaryota; Fungi; Ascomycota; Dothideomycetes; Mycosphaerellales; Teratosphaeriaceae
Exons: 1
Coding region: 1-3051 (1016 amino acids)
Biological process (GO): regulation of transcription by RNA polymerase II
Cellular component (GO): core mediator complex; mediator complex
Molecular function (GO): transcription coregulator activity
Source: RefSeq, a predicted model, not a curated record
AUGGCGCUCGCAGACGCGGAUCUUCCUCCUCAGCUGGAUCAGUCAUGGCGAACCUCGGAGCAUAACAAGUCUUUAGGCAAGCUAAUGGACCGUCUAGCUCAGCAAUGCUACAUGGAUCUGAACUCCACACUGACACAGAUGUCAGAACUGGGUGCGCCGGGUGAUGGAGCGCCGCAGGUCAAUGGUGCUUUACCACAUGAUCAAACAGACACAUCCGAGUUGAGUCUGCGGAAGAAGCGCAUGUUCAUGGAGUUUGCGCAUGACCAGCGGGACCGCUUCACGAAGACUCUUGUCCUCUCCGACUACAGCCGGAAUGAAGAGGACAUGGCCAAGCUUAUUGACAUCAAGAUAUGGCAAGACAAGCAGCGCUGGGCUUAUGCGCACACUCUGGAAGCCAUCGGUCAUACGAAGCGUAGGAUGCUGGACUUCAAGGUGCCAGCGCCGAAUAUUGAAAGCGCCAUGGAGCUGUUAGCGACCGGGAAGGCGUCGUGGGUGCCGGAUCUUGGCUAUAUCCCGCCGAAGCGGUUAUCUGCUAAACAGCUUCUGAGCACUCUGCGCGACAUGAAUGUUGCGCUUGCCACACGUUUAAAUCUUCACGACGAGCUUCCGCCAUUUAUGAAUCAAUACACAAUCGCCAACGGCCGAGCGACUUUCAGCGUCUCAGGGGAAUUUGAAGUGGAUCUCUCGGUAGCUGAUGAGGAUCCGGCUAGCCCUUGGUACUUCAUCGACGUACGCUUCCUAUUCUCGCCUAGCUCGGACACACUGAACGAUCAGCUACGUGCACACCUUGAGCCCAGAGCGAACGAGGCACUUGGUCGUGCAUGCCUCCAAGGAUGCUACGGCUUCCUACACAACUUUGUAUUAACGCACAAAAUUAACGUGCUUCGCAGCCAAGCACAGGACCUCAUACGCAGCAAGUGGUUCGAUUGCAUCAAGAUCGAGAGUCUGCGCCGGAGUCUGAUCAUUCAGUAUUGGGCCGGCAUGCCAGGACCAAAAAGCUGGUUCGAGAUUGGCAUUAGCAGUGGGACACGCAAGUCUGGCUCCAACAAGAAGUCAACUCCUACAUUGUGUGUUCGCUGGUUCCGUAAAGGUCAGGAAGUCAGAGACGAGCAGCUGCAGUUUGACUGGCAGAACUUAAAUCUGGAGGCUGCUCUUAUGGAAGUCAUCUCCAAGCACUGCUUUGGCAAGCUUGCCAUGGCGCGGGACGGACUACAUACCAUCAAAGACCGUACGGCACCAGGCUCGAGCGCAUUGUCCGCUGUCAUGCCCAACCCGGACACUACAGUGCAUGAUCGCGCUUUAAGCGUGAACAUACCCUCCCUCCGUACACCACUGAGGGUCAGCCUGGAACCUAUAAGCGGACAGUUCUCGCUCGCGCCGCCUAGUAGAGCAACAGCAAGUGCGGAACGAGUGCUUAAUCGUGAAGUCAGUGUCGACGUACCGCGCCUACUCGCCACGGUCGUGUGUGGCAUGGCGCAGGAUCUAUAUCAACGGCAAUCAGAGCUUGUUGGCUGGCAACCGAUCCGUAACGUUGCAGUUCCGAAAGAGAAGUUCGGUACCGACCUGUGGAAACAUUCAGUCUUCUCCUUGCCAAACUGCGGUCAGCAAUGGGGUCUUGGCAUUACCUUUGGUCUUGGCGGCGAGACGUGGUGGGUGAUGGAGCUUAAAAGCGUCAAACCACAGGAUAACCCAGAUCGUGUCUCGACUGAAGUUCUCCAAGCACACAAACUGGACGUCACGGACAUCUUCGGCGUACCAACGGAGAUCUCUCGCGCUUCGCUAGUGCGGGUCGAAAGGCGAGCAGGCGCUACGAUUUCCCGCUUGGUACUGUCACGGCAGCUCGACGAGCUCAAGGUUCCGUAUGAUGUAAAGAAGGCGUCCGCGCUGACAGAUGUGAAACACAGAAGAGGUCCUGACAGUAACGAAGUAUCCUUUGUGCAGUUCUCGGCGCUCAUGCGAGAUACGACGGACAAGGAUUGGAAACCUUGGGCGCGGGAUGCAGUUCGGAUCUCGUACCAUGGCCGGGAUGGCAGCGUACAUGCGGCAUCCGACGGUGACGAGCGAGCAUUGGUUAGGCACGAUCUGCGACUUUCUAUCGGCAAGGAUCGGCUGCCACACCUGCGACAACAUUUUAAACCUACGUCAGGUGCGGAUACCGUCAUGAACGACAACGGUGGCUUAGCCUUGCGGCUGCAAACACCGUUUGGCGAGCCCUUGCUUGGUCAGGUCAAGACGAGGUUGAGGAGCGUCGAACGAUUAGACGGCUACAUCAACGUUUUACAGAAACUGCAUUACACCUGCACGUUUGUCAGCUUGGCGAAGUUGUGCUUUACGUACAGCAAGUCGCCGGAGCUCGAUGCUCAACUGUCCUUUGCGAACGACGGCAGCUUGCCCGUCCGAUUGAAGCUUGAGCCUGCUGACAGCAACCCGCAUUUACGCAUUAUGAUCAUGCUCGAGCGGUGUCUGAAUUCCCGCAUUACUAAUUCCUUCAUAUUCUUCGCUUCUACGUUGUCGCUUACUCUACCUCUACUACAAGCUUUCGACCGUUUGGAGACGGCGCAUCUCGCCAGGCGAACUGCCACCGCUCAUGCUCGAGGUAUUGUCUGGUAUGAAGUCGCUUACAGGGCUCCUCUGCCGGUCUGCAAGUUCUCCAUCAAAUCAGACACCAAGCGAAGGAACGGUAAAGCCAAGGUUUUCUGGCAUCUAACGCAACACGCGCCUCGGUCAGAAAGUACCAUACUGCCCGAGGGCUUCGAGGCGGCGCUGAAGGGUCUGUGGCGCGAAAAGGGGCAAGGAUGGUUCGGCGUUGGGAACGGGGCGAUUGCAGAUGCGGCUGGCAUCGCGGUCGUGGUCAUGAAGUUAGACGAGGUCAUGCGGCGAUUCGAAUCCAUUGCGGACCCAGUGGAGAAGAGCGGUGGCGAGACUGCUCCAAUCGAACAGUCUGCGCCGGGCAAGACUGCCACUAAUGCCUCGCAACCGGCUGCACAAUCUACUGCCUCUAAGACGGCGGUCAAGGUUAAGGAGGAACCUGACGUUAUUAUGCUUGAUUAG